Dromiciops gliroides (monito del monte) is the source of this 1608-nucleotide messenger RNA. RefSeq names its product flavin-containing monooxygenase 5-like. Gene Ontology annotation, molecular function: flavin adenine dinucleotide binding; N,N-dimethylaniline monooxygenase activity; NADP binding. The transcript is spliced from 8 exons. NCBI's taxonomy places the organism in Eukaryota, Metazoa, Chordata, Mammalia, Microbiotheria, Microbiotheriidae. The coding region runs from base 13 to 1608 and encodes 531 amino acids. The record is from RefSeq and is a predicted model, not a curated record.
UUGCAAGAGACCAUGACAGUGAAAAAAAUUGCCAUCAUUGGAGCUGGGGUCAGUGGACUAGGUGCCAUUAAGAGCUGUCUGGAAGAAGGACUGGAACCCACUUGCUUUGAAGAAAGAGUUGACAUUGGGGGAAUCUGGAGAUAUGAAGAAAAAUCAGAAGCUGGGAAGUCUAGUAUCUACCGAUCUGCAACCACUAACAGCUCUAAGGAGAUGACAUCCUAUAGCGAUUAUCCAUAUCCUGACCAUUAUCCCAACUUCCUGCAUAAUUCCAAAAUCAUGAAUUAUCUUAAGAUGUAUGCCAAACAUUUUGACCUCCUGAAAUAUAUCCACUUUUUGUCAAAGGUGAGCAGCAUAAGAAAGUGCUCUGAUUUCUGUUCCACUGGUCAGUGGAUUGUUGUGGUUGAAACUGACAAGAAGCAGGAAUCCUACAUCUUUGAUGGGAUCAUGAUUUGCAGUGGUCAGUACAGGGACCCCAAUUUACCACUGGAGAGCUUUCCAGGCAUCAAGAAAUUCAUAGGCACCUAUUUCCACAGCUGCGAGUAUAAGAGUCCAGAAGAAUUUAAGGGGAAGACAGUUCUGGUGAUAGGACUUGGGAAUACUGGAGUAGAUGUGGCCUGUGACCUUAGUCAUGUGGCUAAACAGGUGUUCCUCAGCACACGGCGAGGAUCCUGGAUAUGGAAUCGUAUUUGGGAUAAUGGGUAUCCCUUGGAUGUUGCACUCUUCACUCGCUAUAAUAAUAUCAUCAACAAAUGUCUAGGCAACUCCAUUAUCAACAAAUUGACAGAAGACAAAUUAAAUGCAAGGUUUGACCACACCAUGUAUGGUCUGAAGCCUCAUCAUAGGUUCCUAAGUCAUCAAGCUACUGUUAGUGAUGAGUUGCCUAACCACAUAAUGGCUGGAAGACUGAUAGUGAAACCAAAUGUAAAAGAAUUCACUGAAAUAACAGCCAUCUUCAAGGAUGGUACUGAAGAAGGCAUUGAUGUUGUGAUCUUUGCCACUGGAUACACUUUAUCUUUUCCUUUCCUGGAAAAUGAUUCAGCAAUCCUAGAUAGCCAGAACUCCUUAUUUAAAUAUGUCUUCCCUCCUCAAAUGGAAAAACCAACACUAGCAUUCAUUGGUAUGAUCCAGCCAAUAGGAGCUAUUAUUCCGACAUCAGAAAUCCAGAGCCGAUGGGCCACACGUGUGUUUAAAGGGCUGAACAAAUUACCUUCAAUGAGUGAAAUGAUGACUGAAAUCAAACGGAAGAGAAAUGAUCUGAGAAAACAGUUCAUAAUAAGUGUUCGUGAUGAACGCCGAGUUCAAUACAUUGAGUACAUGGAUGAAAUCGCCUUGGAAAUAGGAGUAAAGCCCAAACUUCUUUCUCUCUUAUGGGAUCCCAAGUUGGCUUUAAAUAUUUACUUUGGUCCUUGUACUCCAUACCAGUACCGCCUGCAGGGACCCGGGAAAUGGGCAGGGGCCAGGGCAGCCAUUUUGACUCAGAGAGAACGCAUCAUCAAACCCUUGAGAACUCGAAUUGUCAAUGAUAACCAACUUCCAUUCUCUGUGCCACUUUGGCUUUUAGGUACCAGUAUGGCCCUUCUUGUUGUUCUUAUCUUAGUGUUAUUUUAG